Messenger RNA from Patiria miniata (bat star), 942 nucleotides. Its product is annotated as retinol dehydrogenase 13-like. Lineage: Eukaryota; Metazoa; Echinodermata; Asteroidea; Valvatida; Asterinidae. The transcript is spliced from 4 exons. The record is from RefSeq and is a predicted model, not a curated record. The coding region runs from base 58 to 942 and encodes 294 amino acids.
CUCGUGAGGGCGCUGUGAACUUAAUCCAAAAUGUGCACGUGAGUUUCGCUGCAACAUAUGUUAACGACCAUGGUAGGAUUGUCCACAGUUUGGAGGUGUUUUUUGCCUAUUUUAGUGGCAUUUUACAGUGUGUAUUAUUGGCAGUUAAUCAGUAGUUGCCAUUACUACAGUAGCGAUGCUGUGCUCAAAGGAAAGACAGUUAUAAUUACAGGGGCCAAUUCAGGUAUCGGCAAAGUGACGGCCCUGGACUUGGCCCGGCGAGGCGCUAGAGUCAUCCUCGCCUGUCGCAAUCUCCAGAAGGCCGAAGACGCCACCAAGGAGAUCAAAACGCGUACGGGCAACUCGGAGGUCGUGGUGCGCCACCUGGAUCUAGCCAGCCUGCAGUCUGUCAGAGAGUUUGCGAGCAAGAUCGUUGAAAGUGAAGACAGAUUGGAUAUUCUGAUCAACAAUGCGGGUAUUGCAUUUGCCAAAGAGGGUGACGUCACCAAGGACAGCUUCCACGCCAUCUUCGGCACCAACCACUUCGCCCACUUCCUGCUGACCAAUCUCCUCCUGGACCUGUUGAAGAAGAGCGCCCCAAGUCGGGUGGUCACCGUCUCCUCCAUAGGGCACAGAUGGGUGUCCGUUCCCUUGGACUUCACCCGCGAGGACCCCAGUGGACAGAGUCCCGUUCUGUACCCGUACCUGAAGGAUUACUUUCUGAGCAAGCUGGCCAAUGUCCUCUUCAGCCGGGAGCUGGCCAGGCGUCUGGAAUCCACCGAUGUCACCUCUGUGUCGCUCCACCCCGGCAUGAUUUACACCCCUAUCUGGAGUCACAUGUCCAGGGACUGGAUCACUAGUGUCUAUCACUUCUUUAGUCUUCCAUUCUUUUGGCUGUUCUUUAUUGAUGAGGAGGCGGGUGCCCAGACCACCCUUUACUUUGCCUUAGACGGCGCAUUGUAA